AUGAAUUCGUAUGAAACCAAAAUUUAUGCAGAAGGAAAUUCUCAAGAAAUUAACGAAUACAAUGAAAAUCACAAUUCAUUAAAUGAACUUAUUUCUGGAGCAUCAUUAGUCUUUACAAAUGUGAGACUAACAAACCUCGUUGAAAAUAAUUUUGUUGUGACUCUUUCAGUCAUUAAUGCGGAAUCAUGUCGAUUAGAAAUGACAUUUCUGAAUGAUAUUCAAGUCUCUUUUAAUUCUAAGACAAUUGGCAAGAUGUCUUUAAAGCAUAAAACUAUUAAAAUCAUACCCCAAAAGAAUAUUCAAUUGGAAAUGGAAUUCACUCCAUUGGACGAUUUUAAUUCAUUCAGCAGGGCUUUGUUUACGAAUGAACAACUUUACUGGGAUCUAGAAGGAAACACUUCUGUCAAACUUAUGAGCUUGAAUCCGAUGGAAGUUAAAUUAUUAAAACAUAUUAAAUUUGAUGAUUCUGAAUUCCGUUCCGUUCCUAACUUGUUUUUAUUGUUUGUACCUAAAUGCGUAAUAAUACCUUCUAUUGUUUUGGUAUGCAUAGGAAUGAAUAUUCUAACAAUUGAUAACAUUGAUGCACCAUCAGAUCAUCCUGAUGGUGGCAUUACUAUUAUUAUGAAUAUCAUAAAUUCAUCUCAUGUCAGAGUAGAAUUAGAUAAUAUGCCAUUUGAUAUUAAAUACAUGAAUCAAACUGUUGGUAAAAUUUCUUCAACAAGAUUUUCAAACGAUCGUAAUACACUUUCAUUCAGUGGAUGUUUAUUACAACCGAAUACUAAAGAAAAGUUAGAUGUAAUGACUGAUGUAUUUUUUAAAAUCUUAUCUGGAAAGGAACUACAACUUACCUUUAACGCAAGAGAAUGCUUAGUUUCUUGGUUAGAUAGAAUUUCACUUACUGUGAACAUUACUGAAGAAACGAAGAUCAAUUUCAAUUAUGAACUUAUUAAGUGUGCAUGGGGCCUUAAAUUUGAUCCGAAAGAUCAAUAUGCACCGAAAGUAUCUUUACAUUGUGGAAUAAAAUAUCUUAAUAUAUUUUCACUUGGAAUUUGUAAAUUUUCUUGUGAAUGCGACUUAAUUUAUAAAGAAUUACAACUUGCAACAUUUAAUAUCCCAUACACAACAAUUUUUGAUUCAUCAGGUAUCAUUGAAUCAAGAUUUACAACAAAGCUUAGGUUAUUUUCAGAAGAAUCUAAGGAUUUAUUUAGUGAAAUAGCAAAAAAAAUGUAUCAAGAAGAAGAUUUCGCUCUUGUUGUAAAAGGGAAGAUAAAUGUAAUGGCAAAAACACCAGUUGAUGACUUUAAAAUGGAAUGUGAAAGUAAAGAUAUUAUUGUUAGCUUGAAAUAUUUACCAAAUAAGGAUGAUGGAGAUUUUAUAAAGAACUAUUUAAAUGGAGUAGGUAGUCUAUUAUUCAUUAAAGCAAACAAUAAGACAACUUCGAUAUCUCUAUUACAAAAAGCUUUUGAAACUAUAGAAUUAGAAGUUAUUCUUCCGGGCUUAGAUGUUCCAUUUAUUAAUGAAGCAGAGGUCUCUUUUACUUCUAAAGACUCAUUUAAGCUUAAUAACCCACUUAAAACUAGAUUACAUUUAUUUGGCUUUAAUGCUAAAGUGUUUAAUAUGAAUAAUGAACAUAUUGCGACUGCCACAAAAAAAUAUAGUAAUAAUGGAAUUGUUGUUGAAGCAGGAAAAACAGAGAAAAUUCAGGUUGAAAGUUCAAAGGUGGAUAUAAUAAAUGCUAUUCAAAAUAUUAAAGAUUGUGCUUACGGUGUUAAAGAGAAUUUAGAAUGUGUUCUAAUGUUUGGUAUUGGCGAAGAUGAAAAUGAUUUUUUUAGAAUUAAUUUGAAUUAUAGUAAGUCUUUUAUCCUUUGA
Messenger RNA from Cetraspora pellucida, 1869 nucleotides. The record is from the annotation of a GenBank genome assembly. NCBI's taxonomy places the organism in Eukaryota, Fungi, Glomeromycota, Glomeromycetes, Diversisporales, Gigasporaceae.